AUGGCGAGCGACGGUAGCUCUUCUCCCAAAAAUCCUAAAAAGGCGAUCCUGAUGGAUCCAAAUUCCAUUAAGCAUAUUCUCGAUGAAUCCGUUACUGAGAUCCAAAGUCCAUUAAGGCAUGAGGAUGAGCAAUAUCAAAUUCUUGUGUGGGGUAGCGUCUUGCGGAAUCUCCCACAACUAUAUCCUGGUAGCCAACUCCUAGAGAGGCUCAUCUCCAAAAUUCGGAAGCAUUUGGACUCCUUAUUGCUCAGUUUUGCGCACGCGGGUUUCGACAUGAAAGAUGUUUUUCUUCAUAUUCGAAUGCUCGAGCAGGCAAUGGUGGAUGACCACCUUGUGAUUUUUAUUCAAGAAAUGUCUGAUGGCGAAGUUCAAGGAUCUAUUUUCAAGACCACAUUUGCCUGUACCUCUUCUAUUUCAUUUCUAGCCAUGUUGGGGGCACUUGAUAGUGUGGCCAUUUGUUGUAAGAACCAAAUCUUUAAGAAAAAGGGUUUCUCUCUUGGGAUUGUUUUUUUUCUGGUUCAUUCCGGGCAAGAGAAAUCCUUCAAGACCCGGGUCAAGACUUCCCUAAAAUCUGUUUUGAAGAAGCCUAAACCUAUCACUAUGAAGCUCCCAUUUGGUCUCUGUGGUUGCCAAGAGGAGAACACUAAGGGUCGAGAAAUUGAAGAGAUUGACAUUGACAAGUACAGACAUAGUCAAGGAAAUGGCAUCGAGAACUCAAAUCAUAAAGUUCAGCUUCAGAGUCCCCUACUGGUUAUAUCCUUCAUUAUCUCUAUUGAUGAGUGGCGUAGAAAAUCCUGUCCAGCGAAGAAGCUUAGAGAGUGCGAGAAAGGAAGUGCUUAUGAGUUUGAGAUUAGAAGAGAUCUUUUGGAGCUGAUUAGCUAUGGUCACAAGGAUAUUUUAUAG
This is a messenger RNA of Nelumbo nucifera (sacred lotus), 903 nucleotides long. The record is from RefSeq and is a predicted model, not a curated record. Lineage: Eukaryota; Viridiplantae; Streptophyta; Magnoliopsida; Proteales; Nelumbonaceae.